Molecule: messenger RNA, 3692 nt
Organism: Meriones unguiculatus (Mongolian gerbil)
Lineage: Eukaryota; Metazoa; Chordata; Mammalia; Rodentia; Muridae
Gene: Homez
Product: homeobox and leucine zipper encoding
Exons: 2
Coding region: 171-1760 (529 amino acids)
Biological process (GO): regulation of transcription by RNA polymerase II
Cellular component (GO): nucleus
Molecular function (GO): DNA-binding transcription factor activity, RNA polymerase II-specific; DNA binding
Source: RefSeq, a predicted model, not a curated record
CCUCGUUUCGUUCUUGAGUGACCCUCUUUCCCUGCGACUCAGAACACCAGCACUCCCUGGAGCCUAGUCACAUGCUUUCUCACCGCAUCAUAAUAGUCAAGCUGUGAUGUCACUGCGGAGCUCCGAUUCUUAGUGUGUAUUGAAAGUGAUACCACAUAUGAAGAGUCAGCAUGAGGGCCAGACCCCCAGGACGAGCUGUCCCUGAAGGGCACAAGUCAGAGCACAUCAUGCCUCCUAGUAAAGGUGCCAGCAGUCUGAACAGCUCGGCAGCAGGGCUCAUCUGCCUGCCCCCCGUCUCGGAGGAGCUACAGCUCGUCUGGACUCAAGCAGCCCAAACCAGCGAGCUGGAUGGCAACGAGCACCUGCUGCAGACCUUCAGCCACUUCCCCUAUCCAAGCCUGGCAGAUAUCGCUCUCCUCUGCCUUCGGUAUGGGCUGCAGAUGGAGAAGGUAAAGACCUGGUUCAUGGCGCAGCGCCUCCGCUGUGGCAUUAGCUGGUCCUCUGAAGAGAUCGAGGAGACCCGAGCCCGCGUGGUGUACCACCGAGAUCAGCUCCAUUUCAAAUCUCUCCUCUCUUUUACGCAUCACGCGGUGCAGCCCCCGCAGGAGCUGCCUCCAGUGGCCCCUCCAGAGCAUGUCGCUCUUGGACUGUGUCCUCCGGCGGUGAGUGAGCGCAGUGAGAUGAAAGAACUGAAGGUUGAGCCUGAGGAGUCCUCGCGGGUACCACAGCUGCCACAGUGUCAUCAGAAAGUGAAGGAAGCUCUGACGACAGGCGGCAGAGCGUCCCCCCACCAAUCAGAUUUUUGUCAGGAUCUUCAGAUCAGUGGCGUCCCUCAGGAGCAGGCAGGCAGGGGUCCCGACCAGUCAUGUGGAGGGCCUGCUUCCUGGAAUCACUGCACAGCUGUCCAUCAGUCAGAGAAAACCCCACUGAUCUCACUACUUGACAGUAGUGGUGAGGAGGAAUCUGUACCUUGUGGGACACCUCCAUCUUCUUCUACCUCUUCUCCCUCUUUCCAGGUUUUGGCUAAUGGAACCACUGCCACCCCUAAACCCCUUCAGCCUUUGGGCUAUAUCCCACUGUCUCCACAAGGAGAGCUACCCUGGCCCCAAAGGCUACGGACUAACUCAGUAGCAAGUAGGGCUGGUCCCACAGAGUACCUUUCCCCAGACACGCAACACCAGCGGAAGACUAAGCGCAAAACCAAAGAACAGCUGGCCAUCCUCAAAUCCUUUUUUCUACAGUGCCAGUGGGCACGACGGGAAGAUUACCACAAACUAGAACAGAUCACUGGCUUACCGCGGCCUGAGAUCAUUCAGUGGUUUGGUGACACAAGGUACGCCUUGAAACAUGGACAACUGAAAUGGUUUCGGGACAACGCAGUACUUAGUAGCCCUAGUUUUCAAGAUCCAGCCAUUCCUACCCCAGCAACUAAUUCCUUGAAAGAAUGGGCCAAGACACCACCUCUGCCAGCCCCACCGCCCCCACCAGAUAUACGACCUUUGGAGAAGUACUGGGCAGCCCACCAGCAACUGCAGGAAGCUGAUAUCCCUAAACUGAGUCAGGCAUCAAGGCUUAGCACUCAGCAGGUGCUGGACUGGUUUGACUCUCGAUUGCCUAAGCCAGCAGAGGUGGUAGUUUGUCUAGAUGAAGAGGAGGAGGAGGAGGAUGAAGAACUUCCAGAAGAUGGUGAGGAAGAAGAGGAGGAGGAAGAUGAUGAUGAUGAUGAUGAUGAUGAUGAUGAUGUAAUCAUACAGGACUGAGGGAGGCUAAGGCAAAGGGGAUUCUUAUUACUGAAGAUUAACCAACUUACUGACUUUUCAGAGCUUUUUGAAAUUACUCUUGUUACAAAGAACUAAAAAGCAAUGUUCUUCAGAGUGAGCAAAGGGGGUAAUUUGACGGUAGACUGGAUACAGACUAAAGUACAGCAUCAGCACAAAUCCAGUUCUCCAGUGUCCGUGUAGAGAGGGCUAGGGAAUCCGGGCAAACAAUGGCUAAAAGAGCCCUUGUUCUUUUUAGUACACUUAAGCCAUGUCUCAGCCCCCGUCUGUAGGGAACUUGGAUGGAGAGAAGUCAUGUGAUACCACUGAUCCCAGGGCCCCUCCCCCACAUCCCACCACUUAUCAGAGAAUACGGCUGCUUGCGCCUGUCCCUAUGUUUGUGAUUGCAUAGUCAUGCAUGUUGCAACUACUGUCUGCAGUCCUCGGCUCUGCUACAGAUGCUCCUUCAUCCCAUCUGACAUCGUUCUUCUCGCUUUCGCACUCACAGCAGCAGAAUGCUCUUGCUUCUGUUACUGGGACCAAUCUGCCUUCUGUCAUUUUCUAGGAAACUCCCCCUUUGCUCACUAUUGUCUCAGGGUAAAUCUUUACACAGUUUGUGAAAAUUUUUAAUAAUCAGAUUGUAAAUAUUAGUCUGUAUAUUUAUUGGAAGUGGGAAUUACGGGCUUUGUCCUUUAAAGCAUAGAUGAGCCAGGCACAGUGCUUCUGACUACUAUAUUUGGCCCGUAGAGGCAGGAUGAUGAAGGAGUUCAAGGCCAACCUGGACUAUGUGAGGCCGUCUUGAAACAAGUGUGACAGAAGGACAGUGCGAUGGUGACAGGUUUGGAUUUACAAACCUGACACUAAUUUCUGUCCAGAUUGAUUAACAGAUUGUUUUUGGUUUUCUGUUUUUACUUUGUUUUGUUUUUUCCUUUUUUGCUACUGGAUCAAUUUGUAUCUAACAAGAGAUAUUUCCCUCUUUAUAGGAUCUGUCUUGGGGACAGAAGGACCAUGGUCUUCUAAUUCAACGAUGUUCUAGAAUAAAUUUCAACAUGGGGGAUCACUGGGAACAGUUGGUUAAUCAUCUGAAAAUAGAAUGCAAACCCCGAGUUGCUAAAAUAAAAAGGCCAAAAAUAAAAUUGUUUCUCUUGUCCACUUUGCCAUUCCUAUGGUUUAAAGAUAAAUAUAUAUCUUUAUUUUUUCUCAUUUUUUAAAGGCUUGCCUUGAACUCACUGUGAAGCCAUCACAGUUGCUGAACUUCGGAUCCUCCUGGUUCUACCUCCCAAAUAUUUUAUGCAAGAAUACUGCAGAUCAAGCCCAGGCCUUCGUGCAUGGGAGGCAGAUGCUCUGCCAACUGCACUGCGUCUCAGGCUGCAUCUGUGCUCAGCCCGGGCCUAGGAACUGAAUGUAGCCAAGUCCGUUAACGUUUGACGUGAGGGCUAGUGUGUGGCUCAGUGAUGGACCUAGCAUCUGUGACACCUACUUUCAAGCCCUAGCAUCACUUUAAAAUUAUUUCUGAUUUAGUGUAUUUUUAUUUUUUAAUAUUUAUUUAUUUUAUGUAUAUGAGUGCUCUAUCUGCAUGUACACCUGCGUGUCAGAAUAGGGCAUCAGAUCCAGUAUAGAUAGUUGUGAAACACCACGCUGUUGCUGGGAAUUGAAUUCAGGACCCCUGAAAGGGCAGAUAGUGUGCAUAACUGCAGAGCCAUCUCUCCAGCCCUAUAUUUCUAUUAUUUAAAGAGUCAGGACACACUAUGGGCAGUUCAGCAUCUGUUGGCACACACAUGGCUCCCAGCAGUCAGAUGACAAGGUUUAUUGGCGCUUCAGCAGCGAUGGCAGUUGUAACUCCACUUGCUUAUCCCACCAUUCCAGAACCUGUUACAGCAAGAGUUGCAGUAGCCAUAAAAGGAUAUCUUUUUAAUGAUUUUUUUUCUCUUUAUU